Capsicum annuum is the source of this 2560-nucleotide messenger RNA. Its product is annotated as alkaline/neutral invertase A, mitochondrial. NCBI's taxonomy places the organism in Eukaryota, Viridiplantae, Streptophyta, Magnoliopsida, Solanales, Solanaceae. The record is from RefSeq and is a predicted model, not a curated record. The coding region runs from base 283 to 2241 and encodes 652 amino acids. Gene Ontology annotation, cellular component: mitochondrion. Gene Ontology annotation, biological process: sucrose catabolic process. The transcript is spliced from 6 exons. Gene Ontology annotation, molecular function: sucrose alpha-glucosidase activity; endo-alpha-N-acetylgalactosaminidase activity.
CAAAGAGGAAAAAAGUAAUACUCAUUGAAUUUCUUUCAUGACAAGGCAGCGGCUAUAAAUAAACGUUGUACAAUCCACAAUUUGCCCAUUCCCACUUUCCAAAUAUCUUCAAAACUUUUAACAAAUCAUUUUUUAUCUUAUCCCAAAAUUUUCUAUUUCCCCUCUAUGUUUGCAGAUCCAAAUACUCAUAUUCUUCCUUACCAGAAUCUGUUCAUUUUCACUUCAUCAACAAACUUUUUUAACUACUUUUUAUUUUUGCCUAAUUUUGGAUAAUUUUGAGUCAUGAAAUCAAUCAAUUUGAUAACCAUGACGCCUUGUUGUCGAAUUUUAAUCCCAUGUAGAAGCAAUUCUUUUCUGGGUCUUCCAUUUAAGAAGACCCAUCAUUCAUUUAGUACAAAUUCGUCGAAUUUUUGUUUGAAUUUUAGGCAAAAAUGUGAUUUUGACAGUUACCCAUCUCGUAUGUUGGGCCCUGGAAGGACAAUCAAUCGGACCCAGAAGCUGUUUUAUGUUUUGGGAAAAUCAUCUUUGGGUCAAUUUAGGGUCAAGAGAGGUUUCCAUGUAAUUGCUAGUGUUGCAUCUAGGAAUUAUUCAACUUCGGUUGAGAAAACGCGUGUUAAUGACAAGAAUUUCGAGAGGAUUUAUGUGCAAGGAGGUUUGAAUAAUGUGAAGAAGCCAUUGGUGGUGGAAAAGGAUGAUUUAAAUGAACAAUAUGCUGCUGCAACUGAGCAACAUGUGAAUGAAGAGAAUGUUGAGAAAGUUGAAGGGGUGAAAGAGGAGUCGCAGGCGGUGAAGGAAGCGUGGAAGUUGUUGGAGAAUGCUGUAGUUACAUAUUGUGGGAGCCCUAUAGGGACACUUGCUGCUAAUGAUCCUAAUGAUAAAUUGCCGUUGAAUUAUGAUCAAGUAUUUAUUAGGGAUUUUAUUCCAUCUGCCCUUGCAUUUUUACUCAAAGGGGAGAAAGAGAUUGUUAGAAACUUCCUACUUCACACUCUGCAACUGCAGAGCUGGGAGAAAACUGUGGACUGUUACAGUCCAGGGCAAGGAUUGAUGCCUGCUAGUUUUAAAGUUAGAACAGUGUCUCUCGAAGAUAACAAAUACGAAGAAGUUCUUGACCCGGAUUUUGGGGAGUCAGCUAUUGGCCGUGUAGCACCUGUUGACUCAGGCUUGUGGUGGAUUAUCUUGUUGAGAGCUUACGGGAAGAUCACCGGUGACUAUGGGUUACAAGAAAGAGUCGAUGUACAAACUGGCAUAAAGCUGAUAAUAAACCUGUGUUUAUCUGAUGGGUUUGAUAUGUUCCCUUCUUUGCUAGUCACUGAUGGUUCCUGCAUGAUAGAUAGGCGGAUGGGUAUUCAUGGACAUCCUCUUGAGAUUCAAGCAUUAUUUUACUCAGCACUUAGGUGCUCCCGUGAGCUGCUUUCUUUGGAUGAAGGAUCCAAGAAUUUGGUGAAUGCCAUAAACAACAGACUUAGUGCAUUGUCAUUUCACAUUAGAGAAUAUUAUUGGGUUGAUAUGAAGAAGAUCAAUGAAAUAUACCGCUAUAAUACAGAGGAGUAUUCCACUGAAGCCACUAACAAAUUUAACAUCUACCCUGAACAAAUCCCUGGUUGGUUGAUGGACUGGAUUCCUGAGGAAGGUGGUUAUCUUAUUGGCAAUUUACAGCCUGCUCACAUGGACUUUAGAUUCUUCACACUUGGAAAUCUAUGGUCUGUUGUGUCAUCUUUGGGUACCCCAAAACAGAAUGAAGCCAUCCUGAAUCUGGUCGAAGCAAAGUGGGACGAUCUUGUGGGGCUCAUGCCUCUUAAGAUAUGUUACCCAGCUCUGGAGUCUGAAGAGUGGCGUAUAAUCACUGGUAGUGAUCCUAAGAACACACCUUGGUCAUAUCAUAAUGGGGGUUCAUGGCCAACUCUCCUCUGGCAGUUCACACUGGCAUGCAUCAAGAUGAAUAGGAUUGACCUGGCUAAGAAGGCAGUUGAUUUAGCUGAGAAAAGGCUUCGAGUGGAUCAGUGGCCUGAAUAUUAUGAUACAAGGUAUGGUAAAUUUACGGGAAAGCAAGCCCGGCUGUACCAAACAUGGACUGUAGCUGGUUUUCUGACAUCUAAAAUGCUGUUGGAGAAUCCGGAGAUGGCUUCCUUGCUAUUCUGGGAAGAAGACUAUGAUCUUCUUGAGAUCUGUGUCUGUGCUCUUAAGAAAUCUGGAAGGAAAAAGUGCUCACGUGGCGCGGCCAAGUCUCAGAUCCUUGUAUGAGUUAACCAUCAUUCUUUCAGAUGUUUUAACACAUUUUACAUGUACAGGAAGUAGCUCUAGGAUAAGGGUAUGUCACUAUGUCUGGAGGGUUUUUUAACCUCAAGGCUUUAGACAAAAGAAGAAUAGUCUUUUACACAUCAUUAUGGAAUUACCAUUGUUUUUGUAAGUCAAUAAUCAAUUGUAAUACUAGUUCAUCAACUUAGGAAAUGAAUCCAAGUUCAUUUAAGGCCUUCAUAAACAGGUCUAUUUAUCCCCACAGGAAUUAUUCUGUAUAUAUUAAUUAUACUACGAUGAAUGACAUGUUUGUAUUUGCUUCUUA